Daldinia childiae is the source of this 2301-nucleotide messenger RNA. RefSeq names its product putative 5-methyltetrahydropteroyltriglutamate-homocysteine methyltransferase. Lineage: Eukaryota; Fungi; Ascomycota; Sordariomycetes; Xylariales; Hypoxylaceae. The coding region runs from base 1 to 2301 and encodes 766 amino acids. The transcript is spliced from 3 exons. The record is from RefSeq and is a predicted model, not a curated record. Gene Ontology annotation, molecular function: zinc ion binding; 5-methyltetrahydropteroyltriglutamate-homocysteine S-methyltransferase activity.
AUGGUUCAAUCUGCAGUUCUGGGUUUCCCCCGUAUGGGUGUGAACCGUGACCUGAAGAAGGCAACUGAAGCUUACUGGGCUGGCAACCUCUCCCAAGCUGACCUCCUCACCGAGGCCAAGCGUCUUCGUCUUGCCCACUGGAAGAUCCAGAAGGAUGCCGGUGUAGACAUUAUCCCUAGCAACGACUUUGCUCUCUAUGACCAAGUCCUCUCUCACAUCCAAGACUUUGGUGCCGUCCCUGAGCGAUAUUCUAGCGCCAACCUCGACCGCGUCGAUGAAUACUUUGCCAUGGGCCGUGGCCACCAAAAGGGCGGUGUCGAUGUUCCCAGCUUAGAAAUGGUUAAAUGGUUUGACUCCAACUACCAUUACGUCAAGCCUACUCUGCAAGACAACCAGACCUUCAAGCUCACCGCCAAUCCGAAGGCCGUGGUUGAGUUCCUUGAGGCCAAGGAGGCCGGUAUCAACACCCGCCCCGUACUGCUCGGUCCCGUGUCCUUCCUCCACUUAGGCAAGGCCGACCGUGGCCAGAGCGUCAACCCCAUUGACCUUCUUGACAAGCUUCUACCAGUUUAUGAAGAGCUCCUCGCUAAGCUGAAGGAAGCUGGUGCCGAGACUGUUCAGAUUGAUGAGCCUGUCCUCGUCUUCGACCUGCCCACCAAGACCAAGGCCGCUUUCAAGCCUGCCUACGAGAAGUUCGCCAGCUUGGCUGCUAAGAUCCCCAACCUGGUCUUCACUACCUACUUUGGUGAUAUCGUCCACAACAUUGACCUCCUCCCCAAGGAUGUCUACGCCGUCCACAUUGAUCUUGUCCGCAACCCUGAGCAGCUUGAGACUGUUCUUGGCGCUCUUGGACCCAAGACUGCUCUCUCUGUCGGUGUUGUUGAUGGCCGAAACAUCUGGAAGACGAACCUGAAGCGUGCAAUUGAAGUUGCCGAGACUGCUAUCCAGAAGCUUGGCAAGGACCGCGUCAUCGUUGCCACUUCCAGCUCUCUCCUCCACACUCCCCACACGCUCGCCAGCGAGAAGAAGCUGGACCCUGAAAUUGCCGACUGGUUCUCUUUCGCCUCUGAGAAGGCUGUUGAAAUCGCCAUCAUUGCUAAGGCCGUUACCGAGGGACCUGCCUCUGUUCGAGAGGCUCUUGAGGCUAACGCCAAGUCUUUGAACGCUCGCGCCACCUCGAAACGAACAAACAACCCUCAAGUCAAGGAGAGGCAAUCCAAGAUUGCUGCCUCAGACUACAACCGAAAGUCUGAGUUCCCAUCCCGAAUUUCGCAGCAGCAGAAGAAGCUCAACCUCCCUCUCUUCCCCACUACAACCAUUGGUUCUUUCCCCCAGACCAAGGAAAUCAGAGUGCAACGAAACAAGUUCACCAAGGGAGAGAUCACGGAGGCUCAAUAUGACAAGUUCAUUGAGCAGGAGAUUGACUCCAAUGUUAAGAUUCAGGACGAGCUCGACCUAGAUGUCUACGUCCACGGUGAGCCUGAGCGAAAUGACAUGGUUCAGUACUUCGGUGAGCGUUUGGACGGCUAUGCCUUCACCACGCACGCUUGGGUCCAGAGUUACGGUUCUCGAUGUGUGAGACCUCCUAUUAUCGUCGGUGAUAUCUCUCGCCCGGCCCCCAUGACUGUCAAGGAGUCCAAGUACGCCGUGUCUGUCUCCAAGAAGCCCAUGAAGGGCAUGUUGACUGGCCCUGUUACCUGCUUGAGAUGGUCUUUCCCUCGUGAUGACGUCCACCAGUCCGUCCAGGCUGAGCAGCUUGCUCUAGCCCUCCGUGACGAGGUUGUUGACCUUGAGAAGGCUGGCAUUGAUGUCAUCCAGGUUGACGAGCCCGCUCUUCGUGAGGGUCUACCUCUCCGAUCCGGCAAGGAGCGCCAGGCUUACCUUGACUGGGCUGUCAAGGCCUUCAGGCUCUCUACCGUCGGUGUCGAGGAUUCGACUCAGAUCCACUCGCACUUCUGCUACUCUGAGUUCCAAGACUUCUUCCACGCCAUCGCCGCUCUUGACGCUGACGUGCUGUCUAUUGAAAACAGCAAGUCCGACUCGAAGCUUUUGGGCGUUUUUGUCGACGAGGCUUACCCUCGUCACAUUGGUCCUGGUGUCUACGACAUCCACUCCCCGCGUGUCCCCAGCGAGGAGGAGAUCAAGGUCCGCAUCGAAGAGAUGCUUCAGUACCUUAAGCCUGAGCAGCUCUGGAUUAACCCUGACUGUGGUCUUAAGACCCGUCAGUGGAAGGAGACUAAGGAGGCGUUGGUCAACCUGGUCAACGCAGCCAAAUUUUUCCGUGCCAAGUAUGCCAAAUAA